Molecule: messenger RNA, 5499 nt
Organism: Carya illinoinensis
Lineage: Eukaryota; Viridiplantae; Streptophyta; Magnoliopsida; Fagales; Juglandaceae
Product: myosin-6-like
Exons: 38
Coding region: 455-4948 (1497 amino acids)
Biological process (GO): actin filament organization; vesicle transport along actin filament
Cellular component (GO): cytoplasm; myosin complex; actin cytoskeleton
Molecular function (GO): actin filament binding; ATP binding; microfilament motor activity
Source: RefSeq, a predicted model, not a curated record
GGAAGCGGAAGCCAAAGCAGGGAGAGAGAGAUACAGAAAGAAACAGAGGGAGAGAGAGAGAAAGUGCGAGAAAACAAGGGGGAAAAUAGUUGCAAAGGAAGGAUUUGGUCUUUUCCCACUGUUCUUCCCGCCUUUGCUUGGCUCUCUGCAACCGCAUUUUCCCUUUUUACCUCCCCUACCCACAUUUCAUUUUUCCCAUUGCUCAGCUAUAGACCACCAAAAUUCAAAUUCCGUGCUGUUUGAGCGGUAAAAAACGGAGCAUUUGCACUCGUUCCCGGUGCGGCUUCUAGUUCAAGGAAGGGUUCGCGCAAUUAGGGACUUGAUUGGAUCGAAUUUGUUUUGAUAGGUGGGAUCUAUGGUUUGGUCCCAUUGGGUGGUGGCGGUUGCUCUUGAAGGAUUUUAGGGUUCAUUAACUCAGCCUCAGAUCUCAAUCUCGUCACAUUUUCGUUUAAAAAUGGUUGUCCAAGCCAACUUAAUGGUGGGAUCUCAUGUCUGGAUGUUGGAUCCUGAGGUUGCUUGGAUGGAUGGUGAAGUUAUAGAAGUUAAUGGUGAAGAUUUAGAAAUAAGCUGUACAUCUGGAAGGACUGUUGUAGCCAAAGCAUCCAAUGUCUAUCCAAAGGAUCCUGAAUUUCCACCAUGUGGUGUUGAUGAUAUGACAAAGCUGGCUUAUCUGCAUGAACCGGGGGUUCUACAGAAUUUAAGAUGUCGUUAUGAUAUAAAUGAAAUAUAUACAUAUACAGGAAAUAUAUUGAUAGCUGUAAACCCUUUUCGAAGGCUACCUCAUUUAUAUGAUAGUCAUAUGAUGCAACAGUAUAAAGGGGCAGCUAUAGGUGAGCUAAGCCCACAUCCUUUUGCUAUUGCAGAUGCUGCAUACAGAUUGAUGAUUAACGAGGGAAUAAGCCAGUCAAUUUUGGUUAGUGGGGAAAGUGGAGCUGGUAAAACAGAAAGUACAAAAAUGCUUAUGCAGUAUCUUGCCUAUAUGGGAGGGAAAGCUGCAGCUGAGGGAAGACGGUCUGUGGAGCAGCAAGUUCUAGAGUCCAACCCUGUGCUAGAAGCAUUUGGUAAUGCAAAGACGGUUAGAAACAAUAAUUCAAGUCGCUUUGGUAAGUUCGUGGAGAUUCAGUUCAAUCAAAGGGGGAAAAUAUCGGGUGCUGCCAUCAGAACUUACUUAUUAGAACGAUCCCGAGUUUGUCAAUUAUCUGAUCCUGAACGAAAUUAUCAUUGCUUUUAUAUGCUUUGUGCUGCACCACCCGAGGAUGUUGAGAAGUACAGACUGGGAAAUCCAAGAACAUUCCAUUAUCUAAACCAAUCAAAUUGCCAUGAGCUGGAUGGAGUUGAUGAUUCUAAGGAAUACCUUGCAACUAGAAAAGCUAUGGAUGUUGUCGGGAUCAGUUCUGAUGAGCAGGAUGCAAUAUUCCGAGUUGUAGCUGCAAUACUUCAUUUGGGCAACAUUGAGUUUUCCAAGGGAAAAGAAAUAGAUUCUUCUGAACCCAAAGAUGACAAAUCUCGGUUCCAUCUCAAAACAGCAGCUGAACUUUUCAUGUGUCACGAGAAGUCUCUUGAAGACUCGUUAUGUAAACGUGCGCUUGUGACUCGUGAUGAGACCAUAACAAAAUGGAUUGAUCCAGAAUCUGCAGCUCUCAGCAGAGAUGCUUUGGCAAAAGUUGUUUAUUCAAAGUUAUUUGAUUGGCUUGUGAACAAGAUUAACAAUUCUAUUGGUCAAGAUCCUGAUUCAAAAAACUUGAUUGGGGUUCUCGAUAUUUAUGGAUUUGAGAGUUUCAAGACAAACAGCUUUGAGCAAUUUUGUAUCAAUUUGACUAAUGAAAAACUGCAGCAACAUUUCAACCAGCAUGUUUUUAAGAUGGAGCAAGAAGAAUAUACAAAAGAAGAAAUUGACUGGAGUUAUAUAGAGUUCAUUGAUAACCAGGAUAUUCUUGAUCUCAUUGAAAAGAAACCUGGUGGCAUCAUUGCUCUUCUGGAUGAGGCUUGUAUGUUUCCAAAAUCAACGCAUGAGACAUUUGCAGAAAAGCUCUACCAAACUUUUAAAGAGCAUAAACGCUUUAGCAAGCCAAAGCUGUCACGUAGUGACUUCACCAUUUGCCAUUAUGCUGGGGAUGUCACCUAUCAAACGGAGCUCUUUCUGGAUAAGAAUAAAGACUAUGUUGUUGCCGAGCAUCAAGCACUCCUGAGCGCUUCCAAGUGCUCCUUUGUUUCAGGCUUGUUCCCACCUUUAGCUGAAGAAUCUUCCAAAUCAUCAAAGUUCUCGUCAAUAGGUCUUCGUUUUAAGCAACAAUUGCAAGCUUUGCUUGAGACACUGAGUGCCACCGAGCCACACUACAUCCGUUGUGUAAAGCCGAAUAAUCUUCUCAAACCAGCCAUAUUUGAAAGUAACAACAUUUUACAGCAACUUCGCUGUGGGGGAGUCAUGGAAGCAAUUAGGAUCAGUUGUGCUGGGUAUCCCACUAGAAAGACUUUUGACGAUUUUUUACGUCGGUUUGGCAUCUUGGCACCUGAUGUUUUAGAUGGGAGCUAUGAUGAGGUCACUGCUUGCACAAAGCUUCUUGAGAAGGUGAACCUUAAAGGCUAUCAGAUUGGCAAAACAAAAGUGUUUCUUAGAGCAGGUCAGAUGGCAGAACUAGAUGGUUAUCGAAGUGAGGUCUUAGGAAGGUCGGCAAGCAUCAUCCAGAGAAACGUUCGCUCAUAUUUGGAGCGGAAAAGCUUCAUCUUGUUACGGCUGUCUGCCAUACAUAUCCAAGCCUUGUGUAGAGGACAAGUUGCACGCCAUCAGUAUGAAAACAUGAGAAGGGAAUCUGCUUCUUUGAAAAUCCAGAAACAUUCUCGCAUGUAUCUUGCUAAGAAUGCUUAUAGGCAUUUAUACUUUUCAGCCAUAUCUGUACAGACUGGUAUGCGUGGGAUGGCUGCUCGUAAUGAGCUUAGGUUCAAGAAGCAGACUAGAGCUGCAAUUUUUAUCCAGAGUCAAUUCCGAAGAUACUUGACCCGCCUUCAUUAUCUAAGGAUAAAGAAAGCAGCAAUAGCCACACAAUGUGCAUGGAGGGCAAGGGCUGCACGUCGAGAACUACGGAAUCUCAAGAUGGCUGCUAAGGAAACUGGUGCUCUCCAAGCUGCCAAAAAUAAGCUGGAAAAACAAGUUGAAGAACUGACCUGGCGUCUGCAGCUGGAGAAGCGAAUGAGGGCUGACCUUGAAGAAUCCAAAACUCAGGAAAAUGCAAAAUUGCAGUCUGCUCUGGAGGAGAUACAACUUCAAUUUCAAGAAACUAAAGCACUACUUAUCAAGGAGCGUAAUGCAGCCAAGGAAGCUGCUGAACAGGUUCCAAUUGUACAGGAAGUUUCCGUUAUUGACCAUGAAAUGGUCAAUAAACUUACUGCUGAAAAUGAACAGCUCAAGGCCCUGGUAAAUUCUCUGGAAAAGAAAAUUGAUGAAACAGAGAGGAAGUAUGAAGAAACAAGCAAGGUUUGUGAAGAGCGGUUAAAGCAGACUUUGGAGGCAGAGUCAAAGAUAAUUGAAUUGAAGACGGCCAUGCAAAGGCUUGAAGAAAAACUAUCUGACAUGGAAGCUGAGGACCAAAUUCUGCGUCAGCAGGCAUUGUUAAAUUCUCCAGUUAGAAAAAUGUCCGAACAUUUAGCAAUUACAACACCUGUAGAAAAUGGUCAUCAUGAACCACAGAGUGCCGCACCAGCAAAAAAGUUGGGUUCAGAGUCUAUGAGAAGAUCCCAAAUUGAAAGGCAGCAUGAGAGUGUAGAUGCUCUUAUCCAAUGUGUGACACAAGAUCUUGGGUUCAGUGAAGGAAAACCAGUUGGAGCAUUUACCAUAUACAAAUGUCUGCUUCACUGGAGGUCAUUUGAAGCAGAAAGAACUAGUGUGUUUGAUCGCCUCAUUCAGUUGAUUGGUUCUGCAAUAGAGAGCCAGGAUAACAAUGAUCGUAUGGCUUAUUGGCUAACCAACACAUCUACGUUGUUGUUUUUGCUCCAACGAAGUUUAAAAGCCAGCAGUGGAACCGCAGCGCGGAAGCCUCCCACCCCAACAUCAUUAUUUGGGAGGAUGACUCAAGGUUUCCGUUCUUCUUCUGCCAAUCUUUCAGUUGGUCCAAUUGAUAUAGUCCGCCAUGUUGAGGCGAAAUAUCCUGCUUUGCUUUUCAAGCAGCAGCUUGUUGCAUAUGUGGAGAAGAUAUAUGGGAUUAUCCGAGACAAUGUGAAGAAGGACUUGUCACCACUCCUUUCUUCGUGUAUCCAGGCACCCAGAACAUCAAGAGGAAGUGUUUUGAAGUCAUCUGGGCGGUCUAAUAUGAAUAGUCCCCUAGCUAGUCCCUGGCACAGCAUCAUCGAGAGCCUUAAUAAUGUUCUCUGUUCAUUAAAAGAAAAUUUUGUUCCUCCAGUUCUUGUUCAGAAGAUAUUCACUCAGAUUUUCUCAUAUAUUAAUGUACAGCUCUUUAAUAGUCUUCUCCUUCGUCGAGAGUGCUGUACAUUCAGCAAUGGGGAGUAUGUGAAGUCUGGGUUGGCUGAAUUAGAGCUAUGGUGUUGCCAGGCAACAGAAGAGUAUGCUGGCUCAUCAUGGGAUGAACUCAAACAUGCAAGGCAGGCAGUUGGAUUCUUGGUUAUACACCAGAAGUCUAGAAUUUCCUAUGAUGAAAUUACUAAUGACCUCUGCCCUAUCCUGAGUGUUCAGCAGCUAUAUAGAAUAUGUACGCUAUACUGGGAUGACAAUUACAACACUAGAAGUGUAUCCCCAGAUGUCAUUUCCAGCAUGAGGAUUCUAAUGACAGAGGACUCCGACAAUGAUGAUGGCAACUCCUUUUUGUUGGAUGAUAAUUCGAGCAUUCCUUUCUCGGUUGAUGAUAUUUCCGGUUCCCUCCAAGAGAAGCAUUUUUCUGAUGUAAAGCAUCCUGCAGCACUCUUGGAGAAUCCAGCCUUCCAAUUUUUACAGGAUUAAGGCCGGGGUUCCUUUAGCAUUUUUUAUCCCUGUGGUGCGUCAAAUUUAGUCAAGGAUUCAACUGAAACUUCCAACUCCUGUCAAAGCCACUGUAAAUCCAACCCCUCAUCCCCCCUUCUCCUCUUAUAUUUUUCCUUCAUUUUAGCAUCCACUGUCCUGGAGUAAAAUUAUUCUUUAUAUAAGCAAUGUAAAAUUUCCAUUAGGCUCGUUCAGAUAGUUAAAGAGACAGACCGGGACAAGGAUAGGUUUUACACUUUUGAGUCCACCACGUGCUUUUCUUCUGUAUUUUCAUUUGAUUUUUUGUUUUCCCUUUGGCCUUUGUAACGGGUCACUUGAGGCCAGCAUUCUUUGUAGGGAUGGUAGGAAGGAAGAAAGUUACCGAUAGUGAGGUGGGAGGAGCUGAUCUUAAGGCUACUUCUUCAGUCCCCCACGUAUUUAAAAAGCAACAGAAUGUGUUAGGAUAUAUCUCUGUAUUGUAAUUGAGCUGUAAUAUAGUAUAUUUCUUCUCGUUUCACUCCAUAUAUACAGUUGCAAAGGUUACUUACAAUUCA